UUUAACGGAGACGCCAAAACCAAUGCCAACACCAAUACCGCUAACAAGAGCCAAGAAUCCACCGCCACUGCCUCAUGAGCUACACAACAACAUCAGCAGCAACAACAGCAACAGCCAGUACGGCAGUCAGACUGCGCUCAACAAUCAUCAGCAUCCCCAUCAGUAUCAUCCCAACACUCCUCCCACCACAAACACCACACAAACGACUCAGACGACACAAGCGACACAGACAACAAAGACCACACAAACCACACAGCCACCAACGGCAGCUACAACUGCGGCCAAAACUCACCAACAACUGAACACCAACACACCAACGAAAGCUUCGCGUGAGGCAACACCAACACGGGAACAGCAGCGCGAGCAGCAGCGAGAGCAGCAGCGAGAACAGCAGCGAGAACAGCAGCGAGAGCAGCAGCAUGCAACGCCCACACGCGAGCAGAAGCAACACCAACAACGUCGACAGCUUCGCGAUCAGCGUGAACUGCGCGAGCAACGUGAACGUGAAUACCAAGGACACGAACAACACAUCCACGAACACCGCCAUCGUGACCACCACGACCUACAGCAGCAGCAGCACCACCACCACAACCCCCAUCAUUCCCAUCAGCAAUCAUCACAGCAGCAGCAACAGCAACAACAACAGCAUCAGCGCUACAGCAGCAGCAGCAACAGCUACAAAUCUCAUAAUAAUUCCGUUUACCAGUAAAAAAAGUCGAAACUGAAAAAUGCAAUUGGAGCAACAAGUUUUUGGGAACAUUCUUUCAAACUAAAGAACAGCAAUUCAACCAGUCAACAGUUUAGUUGUGCUAACUAAUUCCGACCCAAACAGAACAGAGUCUCUCCCCCCGCCCCUCAUGCACGCCUCCUACUACACUGAACAAAACGCGCUUGACAAAAGAUACAAAUUUGGUUACGUACAUGUGUAUACUUUUAUCCCCUGGAAAAUGCUGUAAACGUAUAUGUGGAAUAUAGAAUACAUUUUUAAUUAAAUGUUGUUGCAAUGAGCCUCUCACCCAGCCCCAGUCACAACACCACCAGUCCCACCUUCCCCAGCUAUUCCCAUAGAGAAUUUCCAUGUCGUGUUGUUUUGUUGUAGCUAAAGAGAUGCUCUAAAAAAAAAAAAUACAAAAAAUAUCCCGAAUGAAGACCAAAAUUUUGGGUUGAAAACUUUUGAGUAAAUCCAACCUUUGAAUAUUCCAUAUAAUUGUUUUUUAUAUUAUUUUAUUUUUUAUUUUAACAAAUAUCAAAAGUAAAAUUUCAACACUGCCAAAGAAAAAAGACAGAAAAAAAGAAAAAAAUCAUAUAGUAUACAAAAAAAUACCGAUAAAAGCCCAGAGCAUCUCCCUUGCUUUCUCCACUCACUCCACUAGCCUCCUAUUUAAGUCCCCAAAACAAUUAUAUGGCCUGCCCCCACCCGCGAGGCAGCAAGUAGAAAUCAACAAAAAAAAACCAACCGAUCCCCAAACUAGAUUAACCAGUCAAGAACCUAACCAGAACCGAGCAGAACAUAACCUAGAAAUCCUAAGACGAAACUCUCUCGAACCACGUACCACGUACCACGCGCUAGUCGAAAUGUGUAAAUCUGUGUAAACAUAUUAUUGUAUGAUUAUUAUUACUAUUGAUUAACAAUCGAGCAAAGUAGUUUAAAUGGUUAGACAUUACGGGCAUUAUGUUUAAACUGAUAAACUGGCAGAAAAGAGUUUAUUUCCACGAUAUUACUGUAGGAGAAGUUGUUCGACGGGAAACCUACAGACAAAACAGAACAGCCCCCAGAAGAGAAUGCAACAGCAAAAUAUGGCAUACAUUAAGAAAACCAAGAGCUUACAAAUGUUAAAAAGAAAACCAAAAAUAAUAACAAUUAACGUAUCUAAAGAAUCCACUAAGCAGUAAGCAAAAAGAAGACGAUGCAGAGAAACAAAUUAGGAAAUGAAAAACAGCCGAAGACACUGUAAAUGUAAAAAGAAUAAGCCACAAAAAAGCUUUUGUUACACUCUCACGGACACCAGCAGACACACACACUGAACACACACAUAAGCACUAGUAUUCACACACACACUGAACACACAUACGCAUACGCAUGCAUAUUGCCAAAUUUUUUAUAGAAUUCAAGCAGCAAUAUAUAAUUCACAGCCACAAAACACUCAAGAACAAACAAAUAAGAGCCCACCUAAGCAAAAGAUAAUUUGUAAAAAUUAAAGAUAAUCUUAAAGCUAAAUCGCAAGUCAUGUAAAAAUUAACAAAAGUAAAUAUAUUCAAGACAAGAUACCCACAAGCAGAGGCCACGCCCAUAACCACACACACACACACAAACACACACGAACACAGCACACUGACACCCACUCGAAAAACUUAGCCAGAGAAGCGCAUACAAAAAAAUUUUGAAAUUUAUCCAAAAUAUCAAACAAUAUUCCUGCAGUGUUGUAGAGUUGAUCGAAAAGAAUGGAUGAGAUUGAACGAAACUUAUAAAGCAUCCAUACAUUCUGUGCCCCUCUUUGAGCGAUCAUCCGAUCGACUUGACAGCACUGCCGAGAUAUCCCUGUUAUUAGUACAACUUAAACUGCACACUGCACAAUUUUUGAAUGUUUGUUAAAUGUUAAAUCAACACCAGAAAAAACCAGCUGCAAAAUUGUAUUCCCCUUCACAAACUUAGUAAGAUUAUGUAUAUCCCUCACACCACACCACACCACACCCUUACUAACCAGCCCGAUCCCAAGCCAAUCCCCGAUUCCGAAUCACAACACCAGCCCCAAUCCCAAUCCAAACUCCAACCCCAACCCAGAGCCCCAAAAAAUGGUAAACGAAUUAUGAAACUACAAAGGGAAGGAGCUACGCUAUUCUACCACUAGGAGAGCUACCAAUAACAUUUACGCUGUAGAGAAAAACUAAAACGAACGCUUAGAAUUUGAGGUUGAUUGGCAUUAAGUAAAAGUUAAACGAUGUUGAAGAAUGAAGAGCCGGGCCGACAGGGCGCGAUCACGAGCAAAUAAAAAAUAAAAGAAUAAAAGAGUAAAAGAAUAAAAACCAAAUCUUAAAGAAGAACAAAAACCAGGGCACGACCUAACAACUGAUUGUGCAACAACCAGAAACUUCAUAUAUAUUCUGUAAAAUAUUAGCAAAAACAAAACAAAACAAAACAAAACAAAAACCUUUUUAAUAGAAAACAAAGCUAUUUUUCGCUCUCUCUAUGGAUCGAUGAGCCGAUCUACCGGUGUACCGAUCCACCUAUGUAUAUCUGUCACUCACUCAAUCGUUCAAUCACUUGGUCAGUCAUCGUUUUGGCAAUUGAUUUGUUGUUGAUUUCGUUCGUUGUGUGUGAUAGUGUUUGGAUUCAAGUGAAACUUUUGCAUGUCUUACGUACGUAGAGCAACUUGUUCGACACCCAAGUCCAGGUCCAAGUCCAAGUCCCGCAACAACAGCUUAACUUUGUGUCUAGAGAUAUACUCGUACAAUAAACAUAUAUAGUUAUAGUAUGGCUUGUUUUCUCCAUUACGAAACUAACAGAAUCCAUUUCUCUGCUAAGCUCUCUCUCUCUCUCUCUCUCUUAUUAACUCUCUAUGUAUGUAUGUAUGUAUGUACGUGUCUGUAUGGAAAGCAAAAAAAAGCUAAACAAAGAAAAAAAUAAAACCACAGAAUAUUUAUUAAACAAAUUGAGAAAUUGAAUCGUUAACGAGAUAUUGUACUUGUACUUUUGUUGACUAUUAUGUAAUUAAACGCUUUACUGUAUAUUAGUUAUGUACAUUUUUAGCUACAUACAUGAAAACGAUGAAAAUGAUGAAAAUUCGAAACAAAAAACAAGCUUAUGCUGUUACUUAUUGUUAGUGAUUCUACCACAUAAAAGACAAACAAAAAUCUAAUUACAAAUACAAAUUACAAAUUGAAUUUUCCAAAAUUUAUAAACACACAAAACACUCAGUUUACGAUGUCCGAGCGGGGAAUGUAUGUGUAUGUAUCAGCGGAUUAACGGAUUAAUUACCCCUGACAGGCCGGACGGACGGACGCCUCUGUAUAUUGCGAUAGAUUCCGAAGACAAGGCUUACCUAACUUUGAAACUAUCAGAUAAAUAUCUAACUAACAUAAUAUAUACAUGAAAUACAUGCUAAACAUAACACAUACUAUACAUAUAUCGUAUUUAUAGAAUGCUAAACUAUAUCUAAAUUGUAAACGACAAUGAGAAGCAAUUUUAAGCAAAGCCACCAAAAAACAAUUUCAAUUUAUGUAAAAUUCAAAUACAAUUUCAAUUUCAACUUCAACACCCUCACACACACACCCCCCCCCCCACACACACACACACAGUUACACACAAACACACACCGAUGAAGCAAACUAUAUACAACAGUAUAUGUAUAGUAGGUACUUACUAUAUAGGAAUACGAUUACAAAACAACAACAAAAAGGCUAUCUAUAUGCUAUGCUUAUAAAAGGGUAAACGGCAUUUAAACUCAUUCAACCAACACCAAACAGAAACAGCAACAGAAAAUCGGAAUAUCGGAAUCAGAAUCGAAAUCGGAAUCGGAAGAAGAAACGAAAGCUUAUAAAUACCAUGCGAAAACGUACUAUAAAUGUAUGUAUGUAAUAGAAAGAAGCCACAAACCACAAACAACCAUGUACCACUUAAAUAUCGUAAAAUAAAUAGCAAUAGCCGAUAGUUAAUAUGGAUUCUAGUCGAUAUGGAUAACUGUAUUACCGAUUAGCAGAGCCUCAGCCGAAGCAAACCAGUUGUAAAAUAAAGAUUGAGCUAGACUUUUAAUCAGAGAUAAUCCAACUUGUAGAUAUAUCGAUAAAUAUAUAUGUAUAUGUAAACGUAUAACUGUGUAUAUUGAACAGAUAGACAAGAUCUCUUAUUAUUUCCAGGUCUCGCUUUUGAGUUGAUCUCCCCCUUACAGACAACCCCCUUAUUCAUUCAGACCAGACCAUAAAAACCAACAACAAACAACCAACUAAAACUACAACAAAAAACAAACUGUGCCACCUAGUACAUAACAAGAAAUGGUUAUAUAUCUGUAUCUGCUAUAUAGACACGACAAACACAAACAAACACUGACUUGUAAUAUAUAUAUACAUAUAUAUACAUAUAUAUAUAUAUACCUAGAUAUAUAUAUAUAUACAUAUAGGAAGAAGAACGGAACGAAUGAAGGUAAAUUUCAAUGCUCACUUUUAUAUUUUUUAUCAUACAUACAUAUAUCAAGAAAAAGCAAAAGAAAAUUUAGGAAAAGUAAAGAAAAGUAAAGAAAAGAACACAAGAACAAAGCACCGUAUGAACCACUGAACCACAAAACCAAAUACAAAAACAUAUAGUCAAAUUCUCAUAGCAAAAGAACAUAUAUUUAUAUAUGGUAUAUGUACAAUUUGAAUUUCUUUCUUUAACCGAACCGAACCUGCACCUACAAAAAGUGGUUUCUAGAGCCAAUUUGCUUUGCUUGCGAGACAGCAACCCCCAGAUGUACCGAAAAUUCCUUUUAUUUAUGUUGAAUCUCUAAUCUGAUCUGAUCUAAUCUCUUUAUCCCCAUCCGAAAAAAAA
This is a messenger RNA of Drosophila pseudoobscura, 5521 nucleotides long. RefSeq names its product putative cyclin-dependent serine/threonine-protein kinase DDB_G0272797/DDB_G0274007. Lineage: Eukaryota; Metazoa; Arthropoda; Insecta; Diptera; Drosophilidae. The record is from RefSeq and is a predicted model, not a curated record. Bases 23 to 709 code for a protein of 228 amino acids. The transcript has a single exon.